Carya illinoinensis is the source of this 725-nucleotide messenger RNA. RefSeq lists its product as uncharacterized. Lineage: Eukaryota; Viridiplantae; Streptophyta; Magnoliopsida; Fagales; Juglandaceae. The annotation marks the transcript as partial. The record is from RefSeq and is a predicted model, not a curated record. The transcript has 2 exons.
AUAUUCCCUACUUGCUUUGCUUCUUUCCAUGUCAAUCCAUGUCAUACAAGACUUCUUGAGCGAGUGUCCUCUUACCAUUUGUGUUCUCCUUUUAAAUGUUACCAUAAAACCUCGCAGGCAGAUGGUUACCAAAAGACCGGCUGCUUCAAUGUUCUUUGCCCCGGAUUUGUACAAGUUAGCUCCGAAAUAACCCUUGGCCUCCCACUUAUACCAAUUUCUACUUACGAGGGUCCUCAAUAUGACAUGUUAAUCAGUUUAUACCAGGAUCAAACUACAGGGAAUUGGUGGUUCAUGUUCCAAGACAAGUAUGUAGGUUAUUGGCCAAAGGCGAUUUUCACAAGUUUGGCUGAGGGUGGCGAUUUCAUUUCAUGGGGAGGUCAGGUUUACAGCCCCAUGAAAGAAGGCAGCCCGGAAAUGGGGAGCGGCCAUUUCCCAGAAGAAGGUUAUGGGAAGUCUGCAUAUAUCAAUCAGAUCAAAGUUGUCGAUAGAGAGAUAAAUGGGUUCGUGGAUCCAUCUGAGAGUGCUACUAAAAUUUAUGCAGACAAACCAUAUUGUUACAAUGCCAUCCAUAAUGUGCUUAAGGAUAAUGAGUGGGGACAUCAUGUUUAUUUUGGGGGCCAUGGGAAUUGCACAUUUUAGGUGAAGGCCAGCAGGUUUCUUCCUUCCUGCUUGCCAAUGACAAUGUACUGAAUGAAUCUGGCUAAUAAAAUAUGAGGACAUGUCAU